AUGCCAAACGCAUCGCGCAAACAGAGGAAGAAGUUCACUCAUCCUCGAAGAAUUGAAGUCACAGAUGAAGAUGGCUGGACUCAUGUGUCAAACACUCACUCGGUACCAAGAUCGUCGACGAGCACGACAAGGAAGAUUAUGACAGACGGCGCAGCCGAUGAUGAGGAUAUACCCGACAGCAAUGAUAAAUCUACGAUGACAAGGCUGCAAUUAGCACCAUCAGAGCCACCGCGAAAACUAAACCUGGCCGAACUCCGGAAACAAUUCACCGCCCACCUUGAAACGUGGGAGUCAUCGCAGACAUGGCAACACCUUAAGAAUGCAUUACAUAAAGAUCUUCUAUCGAGUCAAGGUCAGCUCGGAAUUGAAAAUAUAGUUUGCAUCGGUCUCGGAUCGCCGAGUGGUUUUGUGCAAGGCGGAUGGGUUGAUCGGAGGAGUGUGGCAAUGUAUCAGCUUGCAGCUUUGACGACGAUAAUUGACUGUGUCAAACAUCGUGCUGCUGCUAUUCCUACGCAGCAGGAGUCAACGGACCUGAAAAUCAUAGCCCAGGACCCAGUUUUCAAUACCCUCGACAUUGAGCUCCUCGCUUUACUCGGCAUCACAGCCGUGGAAUCGCCAGAAGGCUUCAACGCCGUUUCCAACAAGACAUUCCUAUUUGGGCCGGGAGCUGAAAGGAGGCAUCUGAGGCUGAUGUUACCGUCCAAUCCGGUCGUGGUGUUUGGAGGCCCGUUCGAAGAGGGGCCUUCGUUGACGGCAAGGGGGUUUAAUGAUGAUGAGGACAUCAAUGAAAAAGAUGAUGGGUCGAAGUUCUUGGCGGAUUUUGUGGCUCAAACGCGGUCCGUCAAAAUACAAGAGUUUGAGGCGAGGUCGGAAGCAUUUUGGCGGAUGAGGAUUUAUUGGCGAGAAGAAAAGUGA
Talaromyces amestolkiae is the source of this 915-nucleotide messenger RNA. RefSeq lists its product as uncharacterized. The transcript has a single exon. The record is from RefSeq and is a predicted model, not a curated record. NCBI's taxonomy places the organism in Eukaryota, Fungi, Ascomycota, Eurotiomycetes, Eurotiales, Trichocomaceae. Bases 1 to 915 code for a protein of 304 amino acids.